AGAUGUUCUGUUAACUGUGAACUGUAUACAGGUUAGGACAUGUUGAAAAUGCCCGUCAUCAUCUUUUUUCUCACAAGCAACAGCCCGACAAAGCCGAGUUACAGAAACUUAUUUUACUCGAAAAGCAUCUUAACCGAUGUGCAGGUGCUCGAAAAAAUGGCGAUUGGAAGAGUGCACUGAGAGAAUGUGAUGAAGCCAUGGUGGCUGGAGCAGAUUCUUCUCCUCAGUUCACAACAUGUAAAGCAGAAGCCUUUCUGAAGCUUCACAAACUUGAAAAUGCAGAUUCUAGCCUAUCAAGCAUUACAAAGGUAGAACCUUAUCCCACAUCCUGCUCCCAAACAAAGUUCUUCGGCAUGCUUUCUGAAGCUUAUGUGCUCUAUGUCCAAGCUCAGGUUGACAUGGCAUUUGGAAGGUUUGAGAAUGCAGUUGCAGCAGCAUAAAAGGCUUGUCUGAUUGAUUUUAGCAACAUUGAAAUUGCUAUGCUGCUAUACAAUGUAAAAUUGGUAAUAAGAGCUCGAUCCCAGGGUAAAGAUCUUUUCAAUUCAGGGAGAUUUUCUGAUGCCUGCACAACUUAUGGGGAAGGCCUCAAAUAUGUCUUGUCCAACUCUGUGCUAUAUUGCAAUAGAGCAGUUUGUUGGUCUAAGCUUGAACUAUGGGAUGAAUCUGUAGAAGACUGUAACCGAGCCCUCAAGAUCCAACCAAACUACACCAAGGCCCUUCUUAGGAGGGCUGUCUCAAAUGCAAAGCUUGAACAUUGGGCAGAAGCUGUUAGAGAUUAUGAGAUCUUGGGGAGGAAACUUCCGGGGGAUAAUGAGGUUGCUGAAUCUCUACUCCGAGCGCAAGUUGCAUUGAAGAGAUUGCGGCUGGAGGAAUUUCACAAUGCGAAUUCCACUGGUGAACUGGAGGAAGUUUCUAGUCUUCAUCGUUCUAAAGCUGCAAUAUCUUCUCCCGGUGGGUGUGGAGGACAGCCCAGAACUAGCAAAAGCCGAAGGCAUAAGAACCGUUCCAUUUUCCAACAGUCAACGUUUACAAAAGUGGCGUCAAGGUGAGAAAGAUGAUCAGCCCUAGCGAUCAGGGUUUGGAGUCCUUUUUGAGGCAGCAGAGUUUGUAGAACAAAGCCCAAGGCCUGUUUAUUCAUGCGGCUCAAAUUCCGACAUCAAUUUCUUGCUUGAACUUGCAUGAGGUGGAUCACAAUGUCUUAGUCUUCAAGACAAAGAAACAGCAAAGAGAAAUAGAUUUCCGUUCAUAUCUAAUUUGUAGGUGUAAUUCCUCAUUCGUGGUUAAUUACUUUACUGUCUGCAGAUUCGUUUGACAUUUAUUUUCGAACCCAUUGAUAUUUAACGGCCUCAUUCAGUA
Rhododendron vialii is the source of this 1356-nucleotide messenger RNA. RefSeq names its product inactive TPR repeat-containing thioredoxin TTL3-like. Gene Ontology annotation, molecular function: protein binding. Bases 480 to 1049 code for a protein of 189 amino acids. Gene Ontology annotation, cellular component: cytoplasm. The transcript has 5 exons. Lineage: Eukaryota; Viridiplantae; Streptophyta; Magnoliopsida; Ericales; Ericaceae. The record is from RefSeq and is a predicted model, not a curated record.